Haplochromis burtoni (Burton's mouthbrooder) is the source of this 5193-nucleotide messenger RNA. It is a transcript of the gene tbc1d1, whose product is annotated as TBC1 (tre-2/USP6, BUB2, cdc16) domain family, member 1. NCBI's taxonomy places the organism in Eukaryota, Metazoa, Chordata, Actinopteri, Cichliformes, Cichlidae. The record is from RefSeq and is a predicted model, not a curated record.
AUGGAGGGUCUCUACUUUGAAGUGAAGCCAAGAAGGAGUGAAGCUCUUGGACCAGGGAGCUCUGACAAACCCCGUUAUAAUCUAACUCCAAACCACCGCUCAUGUCCUUCACUUUCACAUCUGACCUCUGCCACGCAGUGUCUUCAGAAGCUUGGGAGGGAGAGGAUUGCAUCAUGGGGGGCAAAGAUGGAGGUGGAAGGAGAGGAGGACGAAGUACGAUACAAACUGACCAUGAUUGGUUUUCGGAAAGUCCACCAUUUGACCACCAUGGCUAUGCUACCCUGGGUGGUGGCUGAAGUCAGCAGGUCCCAGCCCGGUGAGAGGGAGCAAGGUGGUGGGGUGCAAGCUGGGGGGUCUGGAGGUAGACAGCUGGGUCCUACUUCACGCAGUCAGACAGUUUUUCUGUGUGUGUCAGCAUCAAGGGUACGAUGUGUGUCCACGCUGGGAGAGAGCCUUGUAUGGGACCCUCUGACACACACAGUUCUGUUUGAAUGUCUUCCUCACCAUGUGACCAAGCUAAUUCACAACAGCCAGGAGCCCAGUAGCUUUGCCUGCCUGGUGAAAGGCACACAGACUUGUGCCUGCUAUGUCUUCCAGUGCCAGUACAGAACUAAGGUUCCUGAGAUCAUCAGUACAUUGAGGCAGGCUGGCAAAAGCUCGGCACGCAACAAUGACAUCACCACCGUUUCCAACAAGGCUUCCACGGGUUCUGGAGGCAGCGAUUCCUCUGAAACGUGGAUUUGCGCUCUCUCUACUACAACCACCUCCAUGGCACCCGCCGCUGCUGUGUCUCCGACAGCGUUUGCCAAAAAGUUUGAGGUAUUAUACUGCGGCCGCGUUAGUGUUGCUCACAAGAAAGCCCCUCCUGCCCUGAUUGACGAGUGCAUCGAGAAGUUCAGCCAGCUGCGUGGCUCAGCAGAGAGCCCAACCACUGGGAAACGCCCAAUUCUGUUCAAGCGAGACCCCAGCUUUCCCUGCCUACAGGCCCUGGAUGAGAAUGGCCUCUCACCAGAGAUUUCUAACAGCAACACUACCGAUCCUCAGACGCGGUCCGCUGAUGUGCAGCCCACCAGCCUGAAGGAGAAUAGGACCAUGUUGUUUAUGGUGGGCAGGUCUCAGAUCUUCUUGGUUAGUCCAGACACUAAGAAAGUUGCAAUAGAGAAGAGCUUCAAAGAAAUUUCUUUCUGCUCACAGGGUAUUCGUCAUGUGGAUCACUUCGGCUUCAUUUGCAGGGAGACCGUGGAAGGGGGAAACUGCCACUUCGUGUGUUAUGUCUUCCAGUGUACAGAUGAAUCACUGGUGGACGAGAUCAUGCUGACUUUGAAGCAAGCGUUCUCUGUGGCCGCCCUGCAGCAAAAUGCAAAGACUCAGAGCCAGCAGUGUGACAGCUGCCCGAUGCAGCAGCUCCACAGGCUUUGUGAGAGCAUAGAAGGUCUACACCCAUCUAAAACUAAACUGGAGCUUCAAAAACAUUUGGCCACUUUGGACAAUGAUGAUCAAGCUUCAGUCUUUGAAAACACUAUGAGGGCUCGUCCUAAGAGUGAUCAGGAAGAGAAUGAGUUGAUAAUGGCUUCUUUGAGAAAUCUGUAUGAAGCGAGACAGAAGACCCAUCAGCACACAGUGCAGAAGGAGAGCAAACAGAUGUGUGAGGAUGUCGCUCCAGCUGUGGAGGCACAGCAGCAGAGUAGCAGCCGGCAGCGACUCGAGGAGUUCAAGAGCCGAGCCAAGCGCUCUCUCACUGAGUCCCUGGAAGGGAUCUGGAAGGGAAGCAGCAAGGCCAGAGCUCAAAGGGAGAACAGCGAGGGAAGUGAGAGCAGCUCAUCUAUUUGUACUGUCAACAGCAGCCAAGAUCAGCCCUGUUUAGAUGAUCCUUUGCCUGCUCAUCAGCGAUCAACCAGCCCUCUCAGGUGUCACAACUCAACAGGAGACCUGAAGCACAUUGACACUUCUCUGCCGCUGUCACACUCUUCCUCCUCUUUAUCCGGGGAUGCUCAGCCACAGGGCUUCCGCCGCCGGGCCAGCACUUUCAGCCACCCUACCACCCCCUCCUCAGCCGAAUACUCACCGGAGCACAUACUAAUUCACCCACCACAGGACCACACUGCAGCUACCAAGCACAAGCUUGUGCGACACUACUCCGUCAGCACGGACACUCCCCACCAGAGCAAACACGUCCCAUGCAACUCUGCUCUUCCUCCUGCCCUUCCUUGUCCUUCGUCCCACUCUUCUCUCCUCCUUCAUCCUCCUUCCUCACCUUCUUCUGGAGCCCGGCUCAGUAAAAGAAGUCCUCUGGGUGGUCUCCGUGCUCGUCUCCACUCUUCCUCAUCUGUCCCUAAUUUUCUGAAAUUUCCAUUUCUGGCCACUGUCCGAGAGAAUGAUUGUCCUGACCCAAAGAACAGUGAUGUAGUGGCGCUUUCCACACCAAGUGCAGCUGGUGGGGUCGGGGAAAGCCCUCAGCGCAGCCGCCGCCACUCGUGGAGGCAGCAGAUCUUCUUGCGGGUCGCUACUCCUCAGAAAGGCACAGACUCCAUCGAUGGGUCUGAUGCCUGUCAGGUUGUGGCCCAGAUCGUGGGUGGAGGAUCUGGGGACUCGGCGAUGAGACCGGUGCCUGAGGAGAAGACGAAGAGAACCAAAGAGGAGCUGAGGGAUCUCUGGAAGAAGGCCAUCCUGCAGCAGAUUCUCCUGCAGAGGAUGGAGAGAGAGAACCAGAAGCUACAAGCAUCAGAGAACGAUCUGCAGAACAAGCGCCUGAAGUUGGACUAUGAAGAAAUCACUCCGUGUCUGAAGGAGGUCACGCUGGUGUGGGAGAAAAUGCUAGGAACUCCUGGGAGGGCAAAGGUCAAAUUUGACGCCGAGACCAUACAUACUGCAGUUGCACAAGGUGUCCCAAGGCAACACAGAGGAGAGAUCUGGAAGUUUCUCGCCGAACAGUACCGGCUAACACAGACAGUCCCUUCCCGGCCCCCUUCUAAUCACACUCCAUACAAAGAGCUGCUGAAACAACUCACCUCACAGCAACAUGCCAUCCUCAUCGACCUGGGUCGUACUUUUCCCACACAUCCAUAUUUCCAAGCCCAGCUGGGGGCAGGACAGCUGUCUCUCUAUAAUAUCCUGAAAGCCUACUCACUGCUUGACCCUGAGGUGGGAUACUGCCAGGGCCUGUCCUUCAUUGCUGGAGUGCUGCUUUUACACAUGGGGGAAGAAGACGCCUUCGACAUGCUCAAAUUUCUAAUGUACGAUGCUGGGCUCCGCAAACAGUACAGGCCUGACAUGAUUAUCCUGCAGAUCCAGAUGUACCAGCUGUCGCGGCUGCUUCAUGACUAUCACAGGGAUCUUUACAGCCACUUGGAGCAGCAGGAGAUCGGGCCCAGCUUAUAUGCCACCCCCUGGUUCCUCACGGUCUUCGCCUCACACUUUCCCCUCGGGUUUGUGGCCAGAGUUUUUGAUAUGGUGUUCCUGCAGGGGUCAGAGGUCAUCUUCAAGGUGGCCCUAAGCCUGCUGGGGAGCCACAAACCUCUGAUCCUGCAGCACGACAGCUUGGAGUCUAUUGUGGAUUUCAUCAAGACCAUGCUACCCAACCUGGGCCUCGUACAGAUGGAGAAAACCAUCAACCAGGUUUGUGAGAUGGAUGUGUCCAAGCAGCUCCAAGCCUAUGAGGUGGAGUACCACGUGUUGCAGGAUGAGCUGCUGGACACGCCCCCGACCCUCAACCAGCACCAGCGAGCUGCGCAGCUGGAGAGGACCAAUCAGAGCCUGCGACAGCAGAACCUCGACCUGCUCGAGGAGCUCCAGGUGUCCCACGCUCGAGUGUGCAACCUGGAGAGUCGAGUGGAGGCUUUGGCCCAGGCAGAGGGGCAGCUGAAGGAGCAGGUUUCUGCACUGGAGGAGGAGAAGAAGCAGCUGCUGAACACCAUCACACACCUCCAGGGCCUCCUCUCCAACCUCGGGAUAAACGCCAACCCCGACGGACAGGCACUUCCUUCACUGUCCGUCUGACAGACAGUCACAGCAGCAUCAAAGCUGGAGGGCAGAGAGCAGCACGAUAGCAGGACUGUGGACUCGCUGCUUCACCUGCUGGCGAGGGUUGAUUAAUGAGUCUCUGCCUCGAUCCUGCCGCCUCUGGAAUGUUUUAAUAAUAAUGAUGAUGAUGAUGAUGAGAGGACAGAUGAAAUAGUGGCAGAAAUGGGAUUGAGGUUGAAGGAUAGUACUCUCUUCCUGUGCUCUAAUAAAUAAACAUAAAUAAUCCCCAAAGAUGGCGCUGACUGUACCGCCGGGCCUCGGCUGUUAAAAUACUUUUGCACCUGUGUGUGUGUGUGUGUGUGUGGUGGUGUGUGUGUGUGUGUGUGUGUGUGUGUGUGUGUGUGUGUGUGUGUGAUAAAUGGAGUUUGUUUUUGUUUUUGGAUGCAGCAAAAAAUGUACAGCAAGCUUGUAGAACAAAGACUCCACUCUGCAGUAUUCCGAGCACUGUUACAAAUAUCACAAUAAUUAAGAAACACAAGUUCCUCCCAAAGAAAAUGAGAUUGUAAGAAGGAGGUGAGAUGAAGGGAUGGGUGAAGAAAUAAACGACAGCAAAAUGUUUUGGGGGGGUUUGUAAUGCAAAGGUUAAAUAUAACAUCGGCUAAAUGAUGAUGAUGGUGCUCAUAUUCUGAGAUCAGGGGUGAACUAUUUUUGAUUCUUCCUAGGCUUUCCUGGCCCUGCGCAAUUUGAACUUGAACUUCAUUUAAGUUACAGCAGCUUCCAGGAAAAGCAACACAAUAAAUCCAGUUCAUUUCACAUCCUGUUGUUUCACCUUUAAACACAUGUCAAUUCAUCUGCAUUGAUGGGGAAAAUCUGAAAGCUUAGCCGUGCCGCUCCAGCGAGGGGAAGUCCACACAUUUACUGAGGAGCUACUCAAAAUUACGGCAAAAGACGCUAACUUUAAAGAGGAAAACUUCUGCUGUUGAGACAAUCUGUCACCCGUAAAUCAUUUACUGUAUGCAACAUACUGAAUUCUUCAGCCCGAGCUGCAGCUUGGUGUGCCUGUACGUGAGUGUUUGAAUGUCACUGCGUGUCAAUGUUCUCACUGAUUGCAACAAACCUGUCGGUUUACACUGUAAAGAUAUUUUUCUUUUACCCCUGACUCUCUUUGCACAUGUUCUGUUUUACUAUGAUUAUUGCUACUCUGUACUUUAAAAUACAUUUCAUAUUCUUCCA